Messenger RNA from Triticum aestivum (bread wheat), 2902 nucleotides. RefSeq names its product pentatricopeptide repeat-containing protein At5g39350. The transcript is spliced from 5 exons. Bases 13 to 2037 code for a protein of 674 amino acids. The record is from RefSeq and is a predicted model, not a curated record. Gene Ontology annotation, molecular function: protein binding; RNA binding. Gene Ontology annotation, biological process: RNA modification. Lineage: Eukaryota; Viridiplantae; Streptophyta; Magnoliopsida; Poales; Poaceae. Gene Ontology annotation, cellular component: intracellular membrane-bounded organelle.
UCCUGUCAAGACAUGCCCGUCGCGACUUACCAGUACCAAGCGCUCAAAGAGGCCCUCGCCGCUUCCAUCUCCGCCGCCGGCGACGUGCGCCGCCCCCACGCCCUCGCCGUAGUGUCGGGUCUCGCCGGCAACGGCUACGUCGUCUCCCUCCUCGUAUCCCGCUACUUCCGCCUCAGCGCCGCCAAUGCCGCGCGCAGGGCGUUCGACGCUGUUCCCCUUCCCCGGGCAGCGUCGCUCCCCGUCUCGGCGCCGCCGCCCAAGCCCCUCCUCUACAACGCCAUGAUCCGCGGGUACCUCGCUCUCGGCCUCCCCCGCCUGGCGGUCGGUGUCUUCCGAGAGAUGGCGUGCCCGCCCGACCGCCACACGUACCACCUCGCCGUGACGGCGUGCGCUCGCGCGUCGGAGUUUGAGCUCGGCCGUCGUAUCGGGAGUGAAGCGUGCUCCAGAGGGCUUUCGACCGACCUCCUGGUCGGGACGGCGCUGGUCGUAAUGUAUUCUGAAGCAGGUGACAUGGAGGCUGCUCUUACGGUGUUUGAUGAAAUCCCGCACCGUGAUGAUGUGGUGUGGAAUGCCCUCAUUGCUGGAUAUGCCCGUGCGAAUUGCAUGGGAGAGGCUCUCAGGUUAUUUGCAAGGAUGAGGAUGGUGGAUGGAGUGUCUCCGACUGAGGCGACACUGGUGAGCUUGGUUUCCGGGUUUGCAAUCUAUGGUUCUUGGAAGGUCUGCUAUAUGAUGCAUGCUGUUGUGAUUAGGUCUGGUUUCCACCUUAACGUCUGUGUUUGCAACGCUCUCCUGGAGCUUUAUCUUUACUCCGGCUGUUUGAGGGAGGCUGUGAUGUUGUUUCGUCAGAUGGAGGAGAAAGAUUCCAUCACUUGGAGUACGAUGAUUGGUGGGCUUGUUCGGAAUGGACGACCAAAUUCUGCCCUUAACCUUUUCCACUGGAUGCUGUCAAAUUCGACUGUGUCGGCCACUAGGUCCAUCUUGCUUAAUGUCAUUGCGGCCUGCGCUGAGCUGGGGGAGUGGAAACAAGGAAGAUGGAUUGAACAAAGCUAUGUGCUGGCUGAUUCUAGUGAAUUCAAUAGAGAUCCAUCUUUGGUAACUGCACUGAUAUAUAUGUAUGCAAGAUGUGGACAGGUAGAUUCUUCAAUUGCUCUUCUACAUGGAGUUGCAGCAAUGAGAGAUGACAUAGUUGCAUGGAAUGCCAUGAUCAAAGGCUGUGGAGUUCUCGGGCAUGUGGGAAAGGCAAUAGGAUUUGCAGUGGAAAUGCAGAGGGUAGGCAUUGAUCCAGAUGCUGUCACAUUCCUGGAGAUCCUACCUAUGAUUUGUUCGAUUCCAUCACUGAAGAAGGGGAUGGAAGCACAUGGUCAGAUCGUUAAAAGAGGUUUCCAGAGUGAAAGGACAAUUGCUAAUUCACUCAUCACCAUGUAUGGUCGAUGCGGGGAUCUUAGACAUUCAUUUGACACCUUUAGUGGGAUUGUGGACAAGGAUGUAAUCUCUUGGACUUCUAUGAUUCAGGUAUAUGCCUGGAAUGGACAUGCUGCUGAAGUUGUCCAGCUUUUUGAGUUGAUGAAGAAAACAGAAGUGAAACCGAACUGCUACACCUUUCUUGCUGUGCUGUCUGCAUGUAAGAACACAGGUCUUGUUGAAGAGGGAAUGGACUUGCUCAAGUUCAUGGAAGAGCAAUAUGGUCUUGAGCCGGAUGUUGAGCAUAUUUCAUGUGUUGUUGAUAUGCUAUGUCGUACUGGACGCUUGGCUGAUGCAUAUGACCUGAUAAAAAGUACUGUUUCUGAACGUGUAGACAAUCAUAUAUUAUGGGGGAUACUGCUAAGUGCUUCCCGUUCAUCUGGGGAUUUGGUGAUUGGAGAAGCAGCUGCCAGACAUCUCUUGUCUCUGGAUCCAGAAAAUCGAGCCAACUAUAAAAUGCUUGCUGAUAUUUAUAUCUCGCUUGGGAGAAGGGAUAGUGCUGAUAAUAUCCUUAGACUAUCAUUGUCAAGAGGGCUAGACUCGAAACCAGGCUGCAGCUGGACUGAAGGUGGCUAAAUGUUGCAAAUACAUGCUAGAUGAAUCAGGAUGCGGAACCCUUUUCCUUUUUCUCGGACCAAGAACAACUUCUCUGGAGCUUUAUCCCACAAUCUAACAAGGGCUGCUUCAGUGCUGGGUCAUCUUCAGGAGGUUGCUGUCCAAAGAUCAUCUCGCAGCUCAUGUCUUCAAAAUCUGAACAGUAACAAUAUGAUUGACAUAAGAUAGCCUAUCGUGGAUCAGAGCAAAGGAAGCUUACUGGGUGACAUGUACACAGAAACUCCAAGCGAAUCUUGCAUAAACUUCUGGGAUGGGAUCUUGCAAAGGUUCGUGCACAUACCGACACAGUUGGUGCUUUCCAGAAACCUGUCGCCGAGUAAGAUAACAAAUUAAGAAAGAUAAGCACCACUUACGUCAAGAUUUGUUGGGCUCACCAGAAGCACUAGCAUGGAGUCUUUCUUUGAAUGAUGCCCUCCUUGAGGGCAGGCUACUUAUUUUAUGAAGUGAAAUAUUGCAUAUUUAUUGCAUGGAGCAAGAACAUGUCAAGGAGAGAAAAUCUGUUGAUAUAGUACCUCACAUGGUCCAACCAGCCAAGGGAAGAAUAUGGUGGUGAAGGCAGCAAAGUACUCCCUGGAAAAUCUUGAAGGCGGCAUCAUCACCUUUAUCUGCCCAAACAGAAUUCUGUCAAACCAAAAUCCAGGUAAAAAGUAGAGACAUUUGUACUGUUUCCCCAUCCAUCCGUGUCCAAAAAGAAGGCUUAUAAAUUUGAAAGCAAAAUUUUGAAAUCCUAUAUAGUUUUUUUUUACUUUUUUUGUUGUUGAGAAAAUCACUGGUGGGAUAACAUAGUUAGCUGAAAUCUGAAUACUAUUAUGAUGUUAAUUAUGCA